AUGGAUGAAAAGAUCAAACUGGGGAACCCGAGAAUGAAGAAGAGAUCCAAAAAGGUUGACAAGACUCAGAGUAACAAGUACAAGGUCGCCAUACCAGGAAUGUUCGUCGACCUCGACGUGUACAAGGCUGAUUUUGGUGACCCAGCAGAUCGAAAUCAUGAAGUGCAUGACAUACUUGAUCCAGCUACCAAUCAAAAGGUCAAAGCAGUCUUCAUGCCAAAACGAAAGGCUGGAUACUACGAAGGUGAGAUUUCAUUGUCCAACAAGGUCCAAAAGAGUGAGACUCUUGAUGAUGAUGCGCGGGCGCUUCGCAAUGGCCAAGUGGAUCAAAGCUAUUGUUUGCAUCAGCAGAGCUUUGCCAAAGAUCUUCCAAAGCCUCUUAAAGACGCGCAAACAUUUUCAGAAAGUUCCAGGCCACUUCCACAGCCAGAGCAACCAGAUCAUGACCAGGAGACAUCAGCAAUGAAUCACCUGUCUGAAGUUGAGGAGGCUGAAUGCAAGACUGAACUUGAUGAUUCCGAGUUCAUUGAGCUUGCAGUGGCAAUGCAAUCCAGAGAGGACUCUGAGGCAGUCGAAGGAGGUGCUGCAGCAACAAGCGUCAUGAACAAGACCAAGGAUAUGUCAUGGGGCACUGAUGAAGCCGCAAACACUGAGACCAAAAAUCUCAUCCAGGAUGCGUCUCGAGCCAUCUUCCUUGCACCAGCUGAGAGGUUGCAGUCCAAGCAGGAUCCUGACGAGAAGGUGGCUUUUGGUGCCUUCAAUGAUUUCUUUUGGUUCACUAAGACAGACUUUGGUGAUCAGGUUUCGCAGUUGCAGCCAAAGCUUCUGGGAACAGCAUUGUCAAACAUUCUGUCUAUUGGUGGCACUGAUGACUAUCAACUGUUGACCAGUGAUCUUGUCAGUCUGCUACUUUUGUUUCUGCCAUCUGAGACUGAGAUUGACAAGUCAGUGAUUUGUAAACACGCUGCUAGUGUGCUUGUGACCCUGUCACAGCUUGCCGUCAGCGUUCAGAACAUGCUUCAAACCAACCAGAGCCCAGACCCAGAGGAAUGUGAUAGACUUUCAAGCCAAGUGGAUCUGCUCAAGGCCGGCAACAUUUCAAAGCGUUCCAAGCCCUUGACUCGACUGGCGACAACUGGAGGCUUCAAGAAAAUUGUCCUCUAUGUACAGUCCCAGAUUUCUCGUUGCAAGCAGGACCAUGCAGCCGGCAAACAAGCAGCUUCCUUGCAGGCUGUCCAUCAGGAGAUAUCAAAAAUAUUGUCUGGCAAAACCAAGGUGUCUUCCAACCUGAUGGGCAUGGUUGCGGGCUGUCACAAACUCAAGACGCUGAUUGAACUCAUAGCCGCUUUGCCAUUGAACCCAGAUUCGCAGUAUGUUGACCUCCGUUCAAACAGUAUCUCACUCCGAGACGAUUUGGAGGACUGA
Durusdinium trenchii is the source of this 1425-nucleotide messenger RNA. NCBI's taxonomy places the organism in Eukaryota, Dinophyceae, Suessiales, Symbiodiniaceae. The record is from the annotation of a GenBank genome assembly.